GAGAGGUUUCAGGUAGCGGAGAUGCGACAGAAGCUGGAAAGCAUGUCGAAGACACUUGCCGAGCAGGAGGAGCUGAAGGCACGGCAUGAGGCUCGUAUCAAGGAACUAGAGAAGGAUCUCCAGAGGGAGCAGACACAACGUCAAUGGAUGGAGAGAAGCAAAGGACGACUUGAGACAAAGGUGGAAGAGAUGCAGCAAAAGCUGUCGGAUGCACUGGCCGAGGAGAGAAGAAAGGUAAAACAAUUUACGGAGCUCAAGGCACAGCAUGGAAGGGAGAUUGGAGAACUUGCGGAGCGACUCAGGAGGGAGGAGAUGGUGCGCCAAAGGAUUGAACGAAAUCACCGCAGAGAUGUAGCUCAGGUAGAAGAGUUGCAGCAAAAGCUGACGGCUGAGAAGUGGAGAGAGACAAAUCAAUUUAGGGAGCUGAAGGCACAGUAUGAAAGAACUAUUAAUAAACUUCUGGAGCGACUCAAGAUGGAGCAAACAGUGCGCGAAGUGAUGCAGCAAAACCAGCUUGCGAUGGAGACAGAGCUCAAUGAGAGGAAAGCUCAGAUGGAUCAGAUGCAGCUGCAUUUGGCUGAGGAGAAGACGAGGCUUUCACGAAGAGCGAAGAAUCAGUUCCGUUUUCUCCUCCAGAAGAAAGAGACAGCCUCUUACACUCAAGCACUUCGACAGUCCAUCCAGCUGGUAAAGAAGGUGAAGCAGCUGGAAGAACGGCUGGAGAACACAUCGAAGACAUUGGCAAAGGAGAGAGGGUUGAAAACAAAGUAUGAAGCUAAAAGAAAAGAACUUGAAAAGGAACUCAAAAAGGAACAGUCUGAUCGUGAAGAGAUGGAGCGAAUUAAGCAAAAAAUAGAGACAGAGCUCGGUAAAACCAAAGCUGAGGUAGAAGAGAUGAAACGGAAGCUGCAGGAACAGAUGAAUGCACUAUCUGAGGAAAAGGCAAAGCAUGAAACAAGAAAUAAAGAACUUGGGGAGUUCUUCAAGCAAGAGCAAUCGGUAGCUGAAAUGUGGCAAAAACUGGACAAAAUGUCGAAGACUCUUGCGGAAAAGGAGGAACUGAGGGCAAAGCAUGAGGAUCGCAGCAAAGAACUAUGGAUGAAUCUCCAGAGGGAGCUGAUCAUACGUCAAGGGGUAGAGCGAAGCAAACAACAAAUCGAGACAAAGGUCAAGAAGACAUCUGCAGUCCAGACAUGGGUUUCUCUUUUUUUCGAGCUUAAUAUUUCAAGUAUUUUCAUGAUCCGCUUCGAUUUCACCAUUGAGGCUCAACGUUGGACGUACGGGAUCGAGAAAACUAUAUGCCCCAUGCAAGUGGAAAACGCCACACGGGGCGAUCUGCACGCCUUGUUAGACAAGUUGGACGAGAAGGAUCUUCUCUUAAUCCAUGUCUAUCCGCACGGAAAUGUAAAGACGAGAGGAAUGGAAAAGACGCAGGGGAGACUUGUUGAGAAGAUCAUCCUGGAUGCGGAGUUGGAUGAGGACUGGACUCAAAAGCUCUCGGGUACAUUGGCUGAGCAGAGGAAAAUGGCAAAAGAAUUUACGAAGCAGAAGACAGAGCACGAAACGAGGAUUAAAGAACUUGAGGAGCUACUCACGAGAGAGCAGACGGUACUCGAAGAGAUGGAGCAAAAACAGCGCAUGAUCGAGAUAGAACUCAACGAAAGGAAAUCUCAGGUGGAAGAAAUGCAGCAGCAGUUGCUGCAGCAGAAGACACAGCUUAUAGAAGGAGCGAUAAAACAGUCUCCUUUCCUCCUAUGGAAGGAAAACACAGUCUCCAGCACUCAAGAUGGAAAACUUUCUGCACAGUUGACUCAGUCGAUGCCCAGAUGCCCCAUGCAAGUGGAAAACGCCACACGGGCCGAUCUGCACGCCUUGUUAGACAAGUUGGACGAGAAGGAUCUUGUCUUAAUCCAUGUCUAUCCGCACGGAAAUGUAAAGACGAGAGGAAUGGAAAAGACGCAGGGGAGACUUGUUGAGAAGAUCAUCCUGGAUGCGGAGUUGGAUGAGGACUGGACUGUUCACUUCUUUGGGAUAGAGAGGAAGGGUUAUUAUUGGAUUAUGGCAAUGCCCCAGAAAUGCCCACCUCUCAUUAUUGCGGCUCAAAAUGGGUAUGGCAUCAUUGUCCGGCUCCUUCUCGAGCUCGAGCACGAUUUGGAAGAAGAGGCUACGGUGAAGAGUCAAUGGGAGACAAUAGAAGGUGCCAGCGCCUUAUGGUGCGCAGCUGCAGCUGGUCACUUAGAAGUGGUGAAGACGUUGCUCGAGCACGAUUUGGAAGAAGAGGCUACGGUGAAGAGUCAAUGGGAGACAAUAGAAGGUGCCAGCGCCUUAUGGUGCGCAGCUGCAGCUGGUCACUUAGAAGUGGUGAAGACGUUGGUGAAAGCAGGUGCAGAUGUGAAUCAUUCGACAAAAACUAAUUCUACACCGUUAAGAGGAGCCUGUUUCAAUGGCAAAAUGGACAUUGUUGAAUACUUGGUUGAGCAAAAGGCCAACGUUAAUCUUCCCAACAAAUUCAACAGUACCUGCCUCAUGACGAGUUCUUUUCGUGGGCACCUUAAAAUUGCGCAGUAUCUUCUGGAACACGGCGCUGAUCCAAACUUCAAGGACAACAAUGAAAGGACAGCCCUUCACUACGCGGCUCAAAGUGGGAAUGUGGAGAUAGUAUAUGAGCUCAUAACCCACGGAGCGAAAAUGAUUAAUGAUAAGUACGGGAUGACACCUUUGCUCUUGGCGGCUGAACAUAGUCAAGAGGCUGUCGUCCGCUACUUAAUGCAGCGUUUCAAAUUCAACAUAGAACGACACAUCGAGGCCCUAGAGCUCCUUGGAACCUCGUUUGCCAAGCAAACAAAUAACUACCACCCCUCUCUCUGUAGUGCAUACUACUAUCUCAGGAAAGCGAUGGAAGAGCGCCUGAGUGGUGCCAGGAACCCUUUGGAAAAGCCCAUCAUCGAGCCGAUUGCGGCAUAUGGCUUCCACCGAGAAACAAGAACUCUAGAAGAGCUGGAGGAGAUCCAGUUCGAUGCAGAUACUUUACACAUGGAGAUCCUGAUCAUUCGAGAACGGAUUCUCGGUUCAAAUGACCCACAACUAGUCUAUCCCAUCCAACAUCGAGGCUCGGUGUGCGCAGACAUGGCCCAGUAUGAACGAUGUAUUGCCUUAUGGACCCACGCCUUGGAACUCAAGCAGAGGAUCUGCAGCUCAGUGAUGGACGACCUCCUCAAGAUUCUACAAUUUUUCUCCCUGAUGCUGUCUGAGGAAGUGAAGCUGGAUCCAAGCCACGUACUGUGGGUCCUGUCGGCAUGUGUCAAAGAACUCGAGCGCAAUCACCAGCAACUUCGUUCUCUGUCUUUAAAUCCUGAGUACGUUAAUAAGGCCGCGAAAGAGCUGGAUAGCAACAUGCACACAGUGCUAAACCUGUUAGUGAUAGCAAACAAAUUGGAGUUACGAAAAACGGAUGUAAGGACCUCUUUGUUCCUCCGGCAAAUAAUUAAUCGUCUGAAUCGCAUCCCGUUGAGAACAAGCAAGGGACAAAGCCUCCUUCAUUUGGCCUGCUCUGACUCGACAAAUAUUGAUGACAUAAACGUCAAUCGG
Darwinula stevensoni is the source of this 3588-nucleotide messenger RNA. Lineage: Eukaryota; Metazoa; Arthropoda; Ostracoda; Podocopida; Darwinulidae. The record is from the annotation of a GenBank genome assembly.